This is a messenger RNA of Saccostrea cuccullata (small rock oyster), 591 nucleotides long. RefSeq names its product peptidoglycan recognition protein 1-like. The record is from RefSeq and is a predicted model, not a curated record. The transcript is spliced from 2 exons. NCBI's taxonomy places the organism in Eukaryota, Metazoa, Mollusca, Bivalvia, Ostreida, Ostreidae. Gene Ontology annotation, molecular function: zinc ion binding; N-acetylmuramoyl-L-alanine amidase activity. The coding region runs from base 1 to 591 and encodes 196 amino acids. Gene Ontology annotation, biological process: peptidoglycan catabolic process.
AUGUCUGGUGUGGAGGAGCAACAGAUAAUGGAUCGGACUGGUCAUUGUUCUCAAGCAGGUGUCCGUAAAUACAAAAGAUCCAGUGUGCAAAUGGAAGCUAAUGUGUCAAAGAUCUUGGAUCCGCCCAAAGAGUGUACCGAGAAUUCCACUCCGAUGAAUUCUCUAGAUGGAUGCGAUCCGGAUAUUACAGACAAGUGUCCCGCUAUUCCAAUGACUGCAGCAAGCGUCCAGGACACAAAAUGGGAUGACAUAGGUUACAAUUUCUUAGUUGGGGAUGAUGGAAAUAUUUAUGAAGGCCAAGGCUGGGGUCGACAGGGAAUUCAUGUUGGAAAUAACAAUGACAAAGCAUUGGGUGUAUCAUUCAUUGGAACUUUCAUGGAUAAAGUCUUUCCCGGCGAAGCCGCGAUAGGCGCAGCAAAGAAUUUGAUUCAAUGCGGUGUGGAUUUAGGCUACAUAAGUACUGACUACCAACUUCUUGGACAUCGCGCUGUAAAGGAUACCCUGUGUCCGGGAGAUAACUUAUACGAUGCAAUAAAGGAGUGGCAUAACUUUAGUGAAAAACUGAAACCCUUAAAAGAUAAGAAUACUUGA